This is a messenger RNA of Malaclemys terrapin pileata, 2293 nucleotides long. RefSeq names its product heparan sulfate-glucosamine 3-sulfotransferase 6 (gene HS3ST6). The transcript has 3 exons. Gene Ontology annotation, molecular function: [heparan sulfate]-glucosamine 3-sulfotransferase activity. The coding region runs from base 1 to 1488 and encodes 495 amino acids. The record is from RefSeq and is a predicted model, not a curated record. NCBI's taxonomy places the organism in Eukaryota, Metazoa, Chordata, Testudines, Emydidae.
AUGGAGACUACCCGGCGCUUCGCAGGCGCAUCCCGCAGCGCCCCGAGAGCCCGGCUGGCCCCGGCCUCUCGCUGCGCCGUCUCCAAAAGGGGAGGGACUUUGCCAACUCUCCGGCCCCGCAUCGCCGGCGCCCGUGCCCAGGUCAGGCACCCGCGGGACUCCCCUGCCCCGCCCGGGACCGGCCGGCCGCAGACUCCGAAAGGGGACGGAGCAGCAGCCGCUGCCUGCGCGCCUUUGCGGGGUGCCCGCCCGCGGGGCUGGGGCAGGAGCCGGGGACCCGCCCCCGCAGCGGGACGGUGGCAGAGGAGGAAGGCGAAGGGGGCCGGCUCAGAGGUGGCUGCGCCGGUGCUCAGCGCUGGCCCCGGGACCGGGCGCUGCAUCCUCCCGCGGCUGGGCAGCGGCCGGGGGGGCCCCGCUGUGCCAGGCUCGCCCGGGCCCGCGGGGAGGCGGCGGCGGCCGCGGGGAGCAUGUGCCGGCCGGGCGGCGCUGGCCGGCCCCCGGCAGCGGCGCCCCAUGGGAGGUAGCCGCGGCGGGCUGGCGGGGCAGCUGGGCGGGUUGCUGCGGGCGCAGCCCCGCGCCUCCCUCGGCCUCCCCAUGUUGCUGCUCGGCACCUACUUCUUCUACUGCCUGACGGGCUCCUGCGAGCCGCUGCCGCCCGCCGCCCCCGACCGGCCCGAGGAGCAGGCGGCGGCCGGGGGCCGGUCCGGUCCGGGCAGCCGGCGCUUCCCGCAGGCCAUCAUCGUGGGGGUGAAGAAGGGCGGCACCCGGGCGCUGCUGGAGUUCCUGCGGGCGCACCCCGCCGUGCGCGCCCUGGGCGCCGAGCCCCACUUCUUCGACCGCGGCUACGAGAAGGGGCUGCGCUGGUACAGGAACCUGAUGCCGCGGACUAUAGAGGGGCAGAUCACGAUGGAGAAAACCCCGAGUUACUUUGUGACCAAGGAGGCCCCCAAACGUAUUUACAACAUGUCCAGGGACACCAAGCUGAUUGUGGUGGUGAGGAACCCAGUCACCAGGGCCAUCUCGGACUACACACAGACACUGUCCAAAAACCCCACCAUACCCAGCUUCCAGGCACUGGCCUUCAAGAACAUCAGCACGGGCCUCAUCGACACCACAUGGAGUGCGGUGCGGAUCGGCAUCUAUGCUAAGCACCUGGACAACUGGUUGCAGUACUUCCCUCUUUCAAAAUUCCUCUUUGUCAGCGGGGAAAGACUCGUGAGUGACCCAGCUGGGGAGAUGGGCCGAGUGCAAGACUUCUUGGGUCUCAAGAGAGUCGUGACAGACAAACACUUCUAUUUCAAUGAGACCAAGGGCUUCCCUUGCCUGAAGAAGCCUGAAGGAAGCAGCCGGCCCCGCUGUUUGGGGAAGUCCAAAGGGCGGCCUCAUCCAAAAAUCCACGGGCAGGUGAUCCAGCGCCUGCAGGAAUUUUAUAGACCCUUCAACAUGAAGUUCUAUCAGAUGACUGGGCAGGACUUUGGGUGGGACUGAGAUCUCACCAGGCCAUUGGCUUUCUAAGCCACAGUGGGGAGAGGGCAACUAGUCCCCUUAGCAGACCUACAGGGCCCUUUGCACAUUGUGUGCCAAGCUGCCCAGGGACUCUAGCAUAGGUGUGUCCAAGGCAAACUUUUGGAAGACACUUCCCAUGUUCUAAUUUAUAAUGGACCUGUUCCUGGAGAGAAAUGUACACUUACUGAGUAGAGAGAAAUAUUUAAGAAAGAAAAACAAACAAACAAAACCCCCAACCCCAGAUCAGAUUAAAUAUUCUUCCAUAUAAAUCUUGCUAAUCUAUAUUAACCGGAAUGAUUUUCAGAUGGGGUGUGUGUGUGUGCGCACGUGUGGGUGUGUGUGUGCGCAGUGACAAAGGCACUAAGAUUCACAAUAAAGCUUUGCAAAUUAGAGUUGGCCUCCUAAUGCUGCUGUAAUAUUCACAAUCAGCCAUCCCGACCCUUUUAAUUAGCAGGGGAGAGGGCCCCAGCCAUUAGUACUGUGUUUAGUUCUUGGAUGCCUUUCUUGCAAAGGGACACUAAAGAUAACAACUGGAGCCAGGUUCGAAGCUGCUGUACAGCAAUGUAGGUCCAUUGACUUCAAAGGAGCUAGGUUGGUUUACAUCAGCUGAGGCGCUGGCCCGGUAUAUUAAAAACACAAGUGAUUCAUGAUGAUAACAUGUUAGGAGCCUGAUCUUGCCCCUCCCAUUGGAGUCAAUGGAAUUUUGACUUUAUUGGGGCCAGUAGCAUGCCCCAGUUUUAAAAAAAAUCUUAUUUACUUUUUAUGCUAGUGUGUGUGUGUGUGUGUG